AUGUCGUCCCGGAAACGAAAAAACAGAGACCACCAAAGAACUUACUACGAGCCACCCUCCCAUGAUAAGGAUGUAGUCCCUGACCCCGCCUUGAUCAUCCAGGCCCACGAAGGAGAUGUCGUACGAGGACCACAGGCUCGUCUUGCUGCUCUUUCUCUCGAGGUUGGCCCAGGGCAUGUCGGAAGCGCUCUGAUCAAGUGGGGUGCGCAUGACGAUCCAACAUACUUCAGGAGGGAACAGUCACCUUCAGAUAUCGAGCGCGAUGAAGAUCAGCGAGAGUCCAUCUGGGUGGAUAGAUACGACGCUCGGCUUUUACUUGACGAUCUUCCCGAGCCCAGCCUAUCCGCCCAAGUACGAUCACAUUCUCCUAGCGGUUGGUCGGAUCUCCCAUCAGACACGGAAGACACAUUCUUUUUCUCCCCCGAUGAAGCAGAGGAUUAUCGACGAGAAAAGCGCAGACGCCUCAUAGAUCAAAGCAGAGAAGAGCGAUUACGGGCUCUGCGUGAAGAGGAAGGGCCAGAAGAGGAAGAGGACGCCGACACGUGGGGAGGGAGUGAUGAGGAGCCGGACGAUGCACAAGUAACCGUCAUGCACAAGACUGCUCAGCAUAUCUUAUCUUCGCUCAAUCCCGCCCAGCUUGAGAUCAGAAUACUGGCGAAUUAUGGUGGAGAUAAGCGAUUUGCUUUCUUGAGAGGGAGGUGGUCUCGUGCAUGGCGCACGCUGAAAGGAAAGGUGAGAGUUGAGAUUGAAGAAAAAAAGGAACAAGAGAAAAAUACCUCUGGUAAUGUUAGCCUCGGAGGUCUUGCUGCAUAUGGUGAUAGCGAUGACGAGAGUGAAGGCCAUUCAGACGCUGCUGGGUCGAAUCUGGAACCAAGUCAAGAGCCUGAGCCACCUUCAGACGAGACGCUGAAAGAAGCAAGACGUGCCAGGGCCCGCGAAUGGUCAGCUAGGCGGCGCACUGUACAAGCUGCCGAAGAGCAGAAUGCUUAG
This is a messenger RNA of Serpula lacrymans var. lacrymans S7.9, 990 nucleotides long. RefSeq lists its product as uncharacterized. The coding region runs from base 1 to 990 and encodes 329 amino acids. Lineage: Eukaryota; Fungi; Basidiomycota; Agaricomycetes; Boletales; Serpulaceae. The transcript is spliced from 4 exons. The record is from RefSeq and is a predicted model, not a curated record.